AUCACUAAAGCGACGCCAUUUUUGCGUUGGGUUUGAUCGUGGUGUUUGUGUCGCUUGCUACGAUAUUUUGAUUUUAUAAACAAAUACAGUUUGGUAAUUUGAUAAAAAGUAUUAAAUGUAAAAGCGGUUAUGAUAUGCAAUGUAAGAAAACAGUUAGUGUUACUAGAAGUUCAGUAAUUGUGAUUUAAUUCUCUGCGCGGGAAAUGUGACUACGUCCAAUCCAAUUUCGAUAAAGGUUUCGCUACAGGACAUUUUUGGAUAAAUAAGGCUACAGUGCACAAUAUUAUAACUCUGCAAUAAUGAUUCCAAAUAAAGUACGUGAAAGCCGGAGAGUGAAAUCCUUAAAAUUACCUAAAAACCUGGAACGCUUAUAUAAAGAAGGAAAAUGUCGCGAGUGCUCAGUUGUUGUCACUCGCAUGGACUUUGCCAAGAUACUAGGCAAAUUUACCAAGGUAAAAAUACAAUAUGAAAGCAGUACAACUCCUAAAACGAAACAAAAUGUUGACUCGACACUGCCAAACUCAAACGCCAAAUUAAAAAACACUGAGAAUGGCAUGGUCCUUGUCCAUAGGAAAACCUGCAGUCAACCAGAGAAAGAGGUGUUGAAUAGUAAAAAGACGAAAAACAGUAAACUUACUUCACCAAUUGCAACAAACAUAUUAAAAGAAAACAACAGGUUAAAAAAACCUGUACUGAAAGACAAAAAUUCUAAUUAUGAAGACAAGAAACAAAAAAGCAACAAUAAUCUAAAACAAUACAGCAUUGUAUUUGAAGAUCCCUUGUGUAACAACAACAAUAAUAAUGAAAUUAACUUUAAAAUUUCAUUAAUAGAUUUAUUACCCGAUAUUGAUGAUAGUAUACUGCCGUCUGAAGAAUGGUGUAUAGAUUCCUUCCCCAAAAAAGAUGAACCAAAAGAUGAUCAGGUAUAUGAUAGGAUAGCUGCGGAGCUAGAAGAUCUCAUGUAUAAUGAGAAACCAAUUGUGAAAUUGGAGGAAAAACCAGAUGUCCCGGAAAGCAAAGUAGAUGACUUCCCAUCAAUAAUGGACAUCCUGAAUGACAAUAGUAGUGAAAGUAAAUCAACUGACCAAAGUAAUACCCUUGAAUUCAAAACUAAUUUAGAGUCUAGUGAUGUGGAAGCAAUGCUGCUUGGUAAACCCAAUGCUAGUUGUGAAACUAUUCCAAAACCAAUGGAUGUUGACAAUACUAGUAUGGGUAAUUUGAUUGAAGAUGUUAACCAACUAAACACUAUUCAAGAAACAUUAACCUCUAAUGAAGAAGCCUUAAAUAGUGAAGGCACCUUACAUAACUCUGUGAUGCCAGAACAGGUUGAUAACCCCCAUAGUCCCUCCAUUCUUGAUGAAGCUUUGCAAAAAGGUAUUGAAGAGCAUUUACCUGUCAAACAUGAUGAGCCAAAUCUAGAAAAUGAAGUAACAGAAGACAAAACAACUGUUGAAGUAACUGAAAAUUUAAAUUCUAACUCAGCCAUUGAUAUAGAAAUGAAGGACACUGAAACUAAGGUAACAGAUGAUAUUGAGGACAAAAAUCAGUCUACUGAUAAAGUAAAAAGUAAGGAAACAAACUUUUUGUCUUUAAAGGAUGAAAUCACACAUAUUGUGUUUAAAAAAUCUAAAGAGGGUGUAUGUUCAAAAUCUGUGACAUGUCCAAAGAAUUUAAAAUACUGUAUUGAAAUUUCAGAAAAAUCUGUUGAAUUUUUAGGUGCACCAAAAUAUAUUACGAGUUUAGAAGACUUGAAAGUGCUUUUGCAAAUAGUAAAUGAGAGUGAAUUAGAUAGUCCCUAUGUAUUGCAUUGAGUUAUUCAACGGAAUAGAAAUACCUAUAUGUAAAUAUAUUCUUAUACAUAGACAAAUCCAAACAUAGUUGAAUCAUUUCAACAUUAGUGCCUACCUAGAUAGUUAGGAAAUGACUGAAAAACUGUUAAGCUUUUUGCAUGGUUCCAAGGAUACAAUAAUUAAAAAUUUAUGUCCAACUUUGUGUUACAACAAGUUAAGUAGGUAGGUAUAAUAUGACAUCAAAGAAUGUAUAAUUUUAAGUUCUAUGUUAUUUUUACAAUGUUGAUCAUUGUAAUUGCUUAACAGUCUUUAAGUCUGGUUCAGAAAUGAAGGUAUAAAAUGCUUUCAAGCUAUUAGUUAUGAAACAAUCUGGUAAGUGGUACCUUACAAAAUAGGCUCUUAAAUUAAAGCUUGACCACACUGGCAAUUUACAUGGCAAUAAUUCUAUGAGUUUUUAACAAGAUAGUGACUGAAAUAAUUUUAAUUAAUUUAUCAUUUCCUGUGUUUUGUUAUAUAUCAUCUUGAUAUAAAUAUAAUUGCAAAUUGCUGAUUUAAAUAUAUUUUAUUAGAUUAAGUUACUUUAGACAUAAAUUAACAUUACUUAUGUUGGUGAAUCUGAAUGUUCAUGUAAGUCAUAAAUAACAUUAGGUUCAGACAAAUGAAACACAGAGGGCCUAAAAAAAC
Messenger RNA from Spodoptera exigua (beet armyworm), 2474 nucleotides. The record is from the annotation of a GenBank genome assembly. NCBI's taxonomy places the organism in Eukaryota, Metazoa, Arthropoda, Insecta, Lepidoptera, Noctuidae.